This is a messenger RNA of Eucalyptus grandis, 1557 nucleotides long. Its product is annotated as AAA-ATPase At4g30250. NCBI's taxonomy places the organism in Eukaryota, Viridiplantae, Streptophyta, Magnoliopsida, Myrtales, Myrtaceae. Gene Ontology annotation, molecular function: ATP hydrolysis activity; ATP binding. The coding region runs from base 128 to 1300 and encodes 390 amino acids. The record is from RefSeq and is a predicted model, not a curated record. The transcript has a single exon.
AGGUGGAAUAGCAGAAAUCUUAGAUCGUCCUUUCCCUCGUAACCCUAAAACUACCCUCUCUCAUCAUCCCAUUCCCAAAACCAAUCUCUAACUUUGACUCGCGCAGAGGCGCACGGAUCGCGCAGAAAUGAAGUUGUUCUGGACAUCCCUGGCCUCCCUCCUGGGCGUCCUGGUCUUCUGCCAGACCCUCCUCCGGGUGGUGUUCCCGCCGGAGCUCCGAGUCGCCUCCCUCCACUUCCUGAACCAGGCCCUCAACUGCUUCUCCUCCUACCUGGACUACAUCAUAAAUAAGACCAACGAGAUCCGCAACAAGAACCGAGGACGCCUCCUUUAUAUUCAUUCGCGCGGCCACCCGUGGGAAUCCGAGCCGUUCAAGCACCCGAGCACCUUCGACACGUUGGCCAUGGACCCGGAGAGGAAGAGGGACAUCAUGGAGGACCUCCGCUACUUCGCGGCCGGGCAGGCCUUGUACCAGCGGGCGGGCCGGGCCUGGAAUCGGGUGUACCUGCUCUAUGGCCAGCCUGGGACGGGGAAAUCGAGCAUGAUCGCCGCCAUGGCCAAUUUCCUCGGCUACGACAUCUACCAACUCGAGCUGCCCCAUGUGCAAACCAACUCCGAGCUCCGGAAGCUCCUCAUGAACACCAGCUCCAAGUCCAUCGUCGUCGUCAUCACCGGCACCGACUGCUCGGUCAGUCUGUCCAACAGGUCGGAGGCGCCCUAUGCCACAGCACCUCGAAGCUACUACGACCCCGGAGCGCCUGAGGCAACCCGCGGCAGCGACGAGGGGAAUAACAACAUGGUCACCCCCUCAGGGCUGUUCAACUUCACCCAUGGCCUGUGGUCAUGCCGCGGGAGCGAGAGGAUCUUCGUGUUAACCACCAACCACAUCGAGAAGCUCGAUCCAGCAUUCCUCGAGAGACGCCGGAUAAACAUGCGCAUCCACAUGAGCUACUGCUCGUACCCGGCGCUCAAGAUCCUGCUCCGGAACUAUCUGGGUAGCGAGGCCGAGGACCUGAGCGAGGUGGUGUCGAGCGAACUCCGAGAGGCGGUCGAGAAGGCCAAGAUGACGCCGGCGGACAUAAGCGAAGUCCUGAGGAACAAGGAGAGAGCCGCGAGCAAGUUGCUGGAGGUGUUGAAGGAGAGAGCGGAGAGGAACUACAAGUGCGAGCUGAACACGGUGGAGGAGGAGGAGAAAGAGGAGCAAGAAAAGAGGGCUCUGGAGAGCCCGAAAGAAGGGAGCGACUGCGGUGACGCUUCCUGCAAGGUGGAAGAGGAUGAUGAAGAGAAGAAAGCAAUAUGAGAGGGAAAAAUCAGUUCGUCCCUUUUUCCAUUUUCUUUUCACUUUUAUCUUCUCUCUUUUUUCCCCCUUUAUUUUCUCUUCUUUUUGGGAUAGAAAUGAAAAAUGGGAAAGCAAUUUGAUCUGUUGGGAACAGAUGGUUGAUUUUUGCUCCUGUGCAAGAAUUUACCAUUUUCCAAAGCAACAUAUCAAAUGAAUUUCACUUUCUGCUUGUGCUCUGUUUUGUGAUUUGGAAGAUUAUGUUAUAGGUUUGGGCUGUA